GGCAGCAGCCACCCAAUGUCCUCAGUCCCAGAGAAGGCGCAGCAACACGGCGGCCACAGCAGCGGCAGCAGCGGCGGCGGCGGCGGCUCAGCCAUGGACCCCGCCUCGUCCACCACCUCGAAGGCCAAGAAGACGAACGCGGGGAUCCGGCGGCCGGAGAAGCCGCCCUACUCCUACAUCGCACUCAUCGUCAUGGCCAUCCAGAGCUCGCCCACCAAGCGGCUGACGCUCAGCGAGAUCUACCAGUUCCUACAGAGCCGCUUCCCCUUCUUCCGAGGCUCCUAUCAAGGCUGGAAGAACUCGGUGCGCCACAACCUCUCGCUCAACGAGUGCUUCAUCAAGCUGCCCAAAGGACUGGGCCGCCCGGGCAAGGGCCACUACUGGACCAUCGAUCCGGCCAGCGAGUUCAUGUUCGAGGAGGGCUCCUUUCGCCGGCGGCCCCGCGGCUUCCGAAGGAAGUGCCAGGCGCUCAAGCCCAUGUACAGCAUGAUGAACGGGCUAGGUUUCAACCACCUCCCCGACACCUACAGCUUCCAGGGCUCAGCCGGGGCCAUCUCCUGCCCUCCCAACAGCCUGGCCUUGGAGGGCGGCAUCGGCAUGAUGAACGGCCACUUGCCGGGCAACGUGGACGGCCUGGGCCUGCCAGGCCACUCGGUGCCCCACCUGCCCGCCAACGGCGGCCACUCCUACAUGGGCAGCUGCGCUGGUUCGGCGGGCGCCGAGUACCCGCACCCCGAGGGCUCUGUGUCCGCCUCCCCGCUGCUGGCCAGCGGCGGGGUCAUGGAGCCGCACUCCGUGUACUCCGGCUCCGCCUCCGCUUGGCCGCCUUCGGCCUCAGCAGCGGCGCUCAACAGCGGUGCCUCCUACAUCAAGCAGCAGCCCCUGUCCCCCUGCAACCCUGCCGGCAAUCCCCUGUCGUCCAGCCUCCCCACGCACUCCCUGGAGCAGCCUUAUCUGCACCAGAACAGCCACAAUCCUGCCGAACUACAAGGAAUCCCUCGGUAUCACUCCCAGUCGCCAAGCAUGUGUGACCGAAAGGAGUUCGUCUUUUCUUUCAAUGCUAUGGCCUCCUCCUCGAUGCAUUCAGCAAGUAGCGGGUCUUAUUAUCACCAACAAGUGACCUACCAGGACAUCAAGCCCUGUGUUAUGUGAUAACUGGGAAGGCAGCCCUGCGGCGACACAAAAGGCGCCCCCUUCUCCAUUACAGGGUGAAGGAACCGCUAAAAACUGAAGAAAAAAAGAAAGAAACUGAUUAAUUCUUGAGGUAUAAGCCAUCAGCAGGAGACUAAGAGUUUGGCCUUUGGGACCAACUGGGAGAGGAUAUCCGAAGGUCGGUGUUGAAAGCAGUCUCUAACUCCUGCUCCUCAUCCCCACCUCCGCCCCCAGGCUCCAAUUUCCAUUUCUAGUGUAGAUUGGGACCUAGUCUGACUGUCAGUAUUUGAGAAUCGAUGUUCAGAUCCUUUUGGAGCGAACCAGCCCCACCGGAUCCGGAUGGCAAGGUGCUGUGUUUGGGGAACCCCCAAAACCUGUGAGGAAAAAUCUGCUAUUUUUUUUAACCU
This is a messenger RNA of Trichosurus vulpecula (common brushtail), 1559 nucleotides long. RefSeq names its product forkhead box F1 (gene FOXF1). NCBI's taxonomy places the organism in Eukaryota, Metazoa, Chordata, Mammalia, Diprotodontia, Phalangeridae. Gene Ontology annotation, biological process: regulation of transcription by RNA polymerase II; animal organ morphogenesis. Gene Ontology annotation, cellular component: nucleus. Gene Ontology annotation, molecular function: DNA-binding transcription factor activity, RNA polymerase II-specific; RNA polymerase II cis-regulatory region sequence-specific DNA binding. The transcript is spliced from 2 exons. The record is from RefSeq and is a predicted model, not a curated record. The coding region runs from base 16 to 1152 and encodes 378 amino acids.